CGCGGCGCUACGCAGUGACAACUUUAUCCUAAACAUAAUCUUUUGUCCGGCAUUGCCUUUUCUUUUUCUUUUUUUGUUUUCAAUUCCUGUUAUUGGGGGAGAGUGCAGUAGAUCAUAGCGUCGAAGAUGCCUUUCAACGUCUUGCGGGCAUCCCUCGUGGUGCCUCUCGUUGGCCUCUUCGGCGCAGCGCUCGGCAUCGGGACUUUGACCGACGACGAUUUGCGAAACCUGCCAUCUCCCGGCAGCGAUUUCGACAUUCACAACGGGAAGCUUCUGGCUCCAAUUCUCAUACCGCGAGUGCCGGGCACCGAAGGACAAGUCAAGACACAGCGACACUUUGUUGACUUCUUCAAGAGCAAUCUGCCAGAAUGGGAAAUGCUAUGGCAGAACUCGACCUCCAAGACGCCGGCGACCGGGAACAAUGACAUACCAUUCUCGAAUCUCAUCUUCCGCCGCGAUCCGCCCGAUUCUCGCGAGGGAGAGGUCGGGAGACUGACGCUGGUGGCGCAUUACGACAGCAAGUUGGAACCCAAGGAUUUCAUUGGGGCGACGGACAGCGCGGCGCCGUGUGCAAUGCUCCUACACAUUGCGAGGAGCAUUGAGGGAGCGCUCAAGUCGAAAUGGAGUGCGUCGGGGGCAAAUGACGGGCUGGACGACGAUUUCGAGUCGGAUGUUGGCGUGCAGAUUAUUUUGCUGGACGGAGAGGAGGCCUUUGUGCGCUGGACGCAGACGGACUCCUUGUAUGGUGCGAGAUCUCUGGCCGAGACUUGGGAAUCCGAGUUCCAUCCCACCAUGUCGACUUACAGGACGCCUCUACACUCCAUCAGCCUCUUCGUUCUUCUGGAUCUACUUGGGUCGCCUGAUCCCCGUGUGCCAUCCUACUUCCCAACCACCCACUGGGCGUAUAAGAACAUGGCAUCGCUAGAGAAGCGCAUGCGCGAUCUAGGUCUUCUCGAGUCCAAACCCGCCCAUCCCUUUCUACCAGACGGAAACAAGCAGUCUAGCGAAUUCGGCUACGGAGGCAUCGAAGAUGACCAUAUUCCCUUUCUGAGACGAGGCGUUGAUAUCCUUCAUUUGAUUCCCACGCCUUUCCCUAGCGUGUGGCAUACGAUGCAGGAUGAUGGGGAUCAUCUUGAUAUGCCCAGCGUCCAUGACUGGACUAAGCUGGUUCUAGCAUUCACAGCAGAGUGGAUGGAUUUGUCCGGGCAUUUCCCAAAGGAGCCGCCAAAGUCUAAGAGGAGCGAAACGACGAUUGAACCAAGUAAAAGGACUGAGUUAUGACUGCGUUGGGGGGAAAGAUUAUAUGAUUGAGAAUGCUAGAAAAUGGUUUGAUCUUGGUCAAUGAGCGUUCAUGUUAGUAGACCAUAGCUGGAUGACAAGAAUAUUGCGAAGCUAGCAUUGUAUUGAAGACUUAUUUGUAUAUAUACUGAUAAAUUUGAUCAAAAUCUUCUAUAAGAAUCAUG
This is a messenger RNA of Trichoderma asperellum CBS 433.97, 1463 nucleotides long. RefSeq lists its product as uncharacterized. The record is from RefSeq and is a predicted model, not a curated record. Lineage: Eukaryota; Fungi; Ascomycota; Sordariomycetes; Hypocreales; Hypocreaceae. Gene Ontology annotation, molecular function: zinc ion binding; glutaminyl-peptide cyclotransferase activity.